AUGUCCAAUUACCAAAGCGGCCCAGACCCGCUGGACUUUAUUAUUCCCGAUGAAGCUACACCCCAGCCUGCUCCUUCACAACCUGCCAGCUCCGGGUUUUCCUGGGCACCAAAAGUCGACCUUUCCUCGGCCUUCAGUCCGUUUAUAAAAUCACCCCAGUUUCAGCAAAACAACACGAUCCGUGAACGCCAGUACUCCGGUGGCGACACUUUAGACGAGCCCGUGUGGCACACUUUGAAACGUGACUUGCUCCAGAUCGGCCGCCGUUUGGCUGUUGUUGUGUGGCCUGCUCAGCUUAAACAAUUGGCAUACAAGAACCAGCAGAACUUACUCAAUUUUGCCCUGAACAACGGCGUCAGACUUCCUUCGCUGCUUGCACAUGCUACGCUGGUUCCAGAGGACGAUGAAGAUUCCCAGGGACUGGACGACGUGGCCGCUUUAGACUGGGACUUGUGGGGACCCUUGACUUUUUCAUUGGCAUACUCGGUUACCAUGGGCCUUUUGGCGCCUAAACUGCAGACCAACGUUGUUUUCUCGGGAACCUUCUCUUUCACGUGGCUCUUCUACUUGGUUGUGGGCUUGAACAUCCAGCUUUUGGGCGGAACGAUCUCCUUCUUGUCGGCUAUCUCAGCUACAGGAUACAGCAUGUUCCCAUUGGUGGUUGGAGCACUCGUCAAUGGCCUCCUUAUCAAGUGGCGCUUUAUCCGUUUGAUCAUCAUGUUCGUUCUCAACGCCUGGAGCGUGUAUGCUGCCCAGAUGAGCCUACGGUGCCUGGGAGUGCUUCCGGGAAGAGUGUUUUUGGCAAUCUACCCGGUGGCCUUGAUGUAUGCUGUUCUUAGUUGGCUUGUUGUUAUUACAUAG
Molecule: messenger RNA, 861 nt
Organism: Candidozyma pseudohaemuli
Lineage: Eukaryota; Fungi; Ascomycota; Pichiomycetes; Serinales; Metschnikowiaceae
Exons: 1
Coding region: 1-861 (286 amino acids)
Biological process (GO): endoplasmic reticulum to Golgi vesicle-mediated transport
Cellular component (GO): membrane; trans-Golgi network
Source: RefSeq, a predicted model, not a curated record